AUGGCGGCAAUUCUGGAGUUCUGCUCACUUCCUUUUGAGAUCUCCGAUGCCCCCAUCACGAAUGAAAGGACCAGAAUCUACGUCAGAUGUCACGAUCGAUUGUUCUCAAACGUCACCCUUUCAUGGCGUCGACAGGUGAAAGACACUUCGGGUGUGCCGGUGUUCGACCCACGCCAUCACGGGUCUGCAAUGAAGAACUUCUGGACGGUGGAAAGUCCGGAUGGUCAGCGCACAGCGGAGCUGAAACAUGUCUCCUCUGGACGCCGAUCAGAUCUUGGUAGGGUUGUUCCGACCGGAAAAGACAAGGAAGACGACGUGGUGUUGCAGGUUCGGCAGAAGGACCAAAGCGCGAUUACGACUAGAGUCUUCUCUAAGGACAUCUGUAUCGCCGAAUUGCUGCUGCAAGAGUCGAACGAUAUCUCCAAUCUCAGUCAAGUUGACAGAAGCUCUUGGAAGGUUCGGAUUGCUGGUGUUGUAGACCCAGCAGUGAUCUUGAUCAUAGCUCUGUGUCGGGCUGAGAUGCGUCAUGUAUGGAGACAGUAG
Messenger RNA from Alternaria rosae, 543 nucleotides. RefSeq lists its product as uncharacterized. The transcript has 3 exons. The record is from RefSeq and is a predicted model, not a curated record. NCBI's taxonomy places the organism in Eukaryota, Fungi, Ascomycota, Dothideomycetes, Pleosporales, Pleosporaceae. Bases 1 to 543 code for a protein of 180 amino acids.